UGCUGCAGCCGCUUGUCAGUGUGACGAAGAUUGGCACUCAGGUUGGCCGCCUGUCCCUGCUCUCUAUAAUGCCCCAGUGUUUGCAGUAUCUGCAGUGAACGUGAUGGCAGCCCACUCGGUUUCCAUAGACAAGCAGCAGCAGAUGCAAGGCGUGGUGAAAGUAGACAGUGACCCGGAGCAGAAGUUUAUGGAGGGGACGUUAGCAGAGGCACCCAGCCCGACACCCACAGAGCCGCAGACGCCCAUGGAUGCCGACAAAGCCUCCAUAUAUCGACAUCCUCUGUUCCCUCUGCUGGCUCUGCUGUUUGAGAAGUGUGAACAGUCCACGCUGAGCUCCGACUGCAUCACCUCGGCGAGCUUCGACGUGGACAUCGAGAACUUUGUCCGCAGUCAGGAGAAGGAGGGAAAACCUUUCUUCAGCGAGGACCCCGAACUCGACAACUUGAUGGUGAAAGCCAUCCAGGUGCUGCGGAUCCACCUGCUGGAGCUGGAGAAGGUGAGCGACCUGUGUAAAGACUUCUGCAGCCGCUACAUCGCCUGCCUCAAGACCAAGAUGAACAGUGAGACCCUGCUGAGUGGAGACCCAGGAAGCCCCUACUCCCCCGUACAGGGACAGGCCCCCAGCUUCUCCCCCGCCAAGAGCCAGACCCCCAGCUCCAUCUCGGGGACCAUCAGUCCUCAGGGUCAGAUCGUGGUGCCGGCGUCGGCCCUGCAGCAGGGGAACGUUACCGUGACAACCGUCAACCCCACCCAGGUGGUAGCAGGUAUGUCGCCAUGGCAUACAACCUCCAGCUCAGGUGGAACAGUGUAUCAGCCUGUUACAGUGGUCACUCCUCAGGGUCAGGUGGUAACACAGGCCCUCUCUCCCGGGACAAUACGCGUGCAGAACAAUCAGCUCCAGCUUCAGUUUCACCAGGACUUAAACCUCUUCAAUCACGACGACAACUCAACCAAGAACAAACGUGGCGUCCUACCCAAACACGCCACCAACGUCAUGCGCUCGUGGCUCUUCCAGCACAUCGGGCAUCCAUAUCCAACAGAGGAUGAGAAGAAACAGAUCGCCACUCAGACAAACCUGACGCUCCUGCAGGUCAAUAACUGGUUCAUAAAUGCACGGAGGCGGAUCCUGCAGCCCAUGUUGGACGCCAGCUCCUCUGAGACAACCAAAACCAAAAAGAAGACCCCUCAGAACCGGCCUCUGCAGCGCUUCUGGCCCGACUCCAUCGCAGCAGGAGGAGGAACCCACCAGCAGGUCACCAUGCCAGACGGCACGAUGGUGACGAUGAACAUGGAGGGUCUGCAGAGCCUGACGUCAGACGGCGCCACGCUGGCAGUGCAGCAGGUGAUGAUGGGAGGCCACAGCGAGGACGAGUCGGGGGACAGCGUGGACGAGGACGACGACGCGGACAUGGCCGGGCUGGGCCUGGACAACAGCGACUCAUUGCAGUAGAGGACACACACUCCCUCACACAAUGAUCUACGCACACACACAGAGAAACACAACAUGCGUCAAAAAUGGUCUCCAGAGAAUACACACACACACACACACACACACACACACACACACAUUAGGUUUACAUAGAGCACAAAGCGACAGGACAACAGGGGAACGGUCCUGCACUCUUCCAACUCUCCCACCCUGCUGAACGAUCCAUGCUGCGUGUGUGAACAUCAGGAGUUUCAUUUCAGAAACCGUUUUUUAAUUAUUUAGUUGACGUAGGCGAGUGCACUUUUUUUGUAUAUUUAAGCUCAAAAAGAUUAAAUCAAAACAGAAGAAGAAGAAGAAGAAAGAAAGGAGAAAAAAAGAAGUGUUAAAAACACCCGAAGCAAGUUUAUAUGCUCCGUUAAUAAAUGUUGACUGAUUUUAUUUUAAUUUUUUUUGUUUUUCUCGGCCCUGUUCCCCCCCGUCCCCCCGUCCCCCCCCCCCCCGUCCCCCCGUCCCCCCCGCCCAUGUUGAAUUCUCUCAGUUUGGAUGCCAACACUUUAAAGUUGUAUCUGUAAGGGUUUGUCUUCACUUUUUGCAUGCUUGUGUUUUGAGUAGAUGUGCGCACUCUUACGACUGACUCCAUCAGAGGAGAGAUUUAAAAAAAAAGAAAAACAACAACAAAAAAAGACAGAAAAAAAAGGAGAGAUGCUUAUUUUUAUAUACAAACAUAUGAAAUUAGUGUUUUUUUGUUUCAUUUUUGUGUUCUCCUGUUUUGUAAGGAAUAUUUAUGUACAGAUUCAUAAUUAAAGCUAGCAACCCUGUUUUCCGGGGUUCUUUGAAGUUUUCUAAAAAACAAGAAAAAAAAAAGGAAUUGAAUAAUGCUGGUUGAAAAAAAUUGCUAUUUAAAAUUGGUUUUAAACUUACAAUACUAACAAGGCCUUACAUGUGUUAUUUUCUAAAGAUUAUUGCCAAUAAGCACAAAAAGAAAGUCUGACUGGUCCAAAAAAAAGACACUAAAGUGCAGAACAUUUGUGUGUUUUUUCUGCAAAAGCAUCGUUUAAAGAAUUUCACUUUUUACUGCAAACAUCCCAGUUUAACUUCAGAGGUUUGUGACUGCAGGAUUCUACAGAAGUGUGUUGCAUUCACUAAACAAAAGCUCUUGUUUUUCUGAAUUAACUAAAUGUUUUCUGAAUUUUUGGGAACAACCGUAAAGUCCUGAGGUGACAAACUAAUGACUUAAAGACAGGAGGAUCUCAGAGUGUCUCCAAAACCCCAAAAACUGAAUGAAACUAAACAAGCAGAAGGGUCAAUGACGUAUGAGGAUUUAUAACAACUCAAUGUUAGAAUAAUAAAAACCAGCAUAUCUAAUGCAGUAGUUCAAACAUUCAGUAUGUUGUGUACCUGAACAUCCAUAUUAUAAAU
Scomber scombrus (Atlantic mackerel) is the source of this 2848-nucleotide messenger RNA. It is a transcript of the gene pknox1.1, whose product is annotated as pbx/knotted 1 homeobox 1.1. Gene Ontology annotation, biological process: regulation of transcription by RNA polymerase II; angiogenesis. The record is from RefSeq and is a predicted model, not a curated record. Lineage: Eukaryota; Metazoa; Chordata; Actinopteri; Scombriformes; Scombridae. Gene Ontology annotation, molecular function: DNA-binding transcription factor activity, RNA polymerase II-specific; RNA polymerase II cis-regulatory region sequence-specific DNA binding.